GCGGGCCGGGGCUGCGGGGCCGCGGGGUGCGGGCGGGUGCCGGGCCGGGUCGAGGGCAGCCGGCGGGCGCGGGGCUCGAACAAAGCCGGGGCGCAGUCGACCGCCGCGACCCCGCCGUGGCCCGGCGCGCGCUUCGCGGCCGGCGUGCGCCAGCCUGGGCGGGGGCGCGGGGCGGCCCGCGGGGUGGUGUCGGCGGAGCCAAGCCGUGAACGACCCCGGGCCGCGCCAGGCACAGUGGGGACCCGCCGCUUUCGGGACCAGGGUCUGCGGGCAGGGGGGCAAGGCGGCGGGACCGGGUGCUCGCGGGGUGGUGUCCGCUGGCCGCUCGGCGCGCUAAGGGGACCCACCUGGCUGGUGAAAGCCGUGACUCUGCGAGGUGGGCGUCCCCGGUCCCUGCGCGCAGCUUGACUGGUGGAGGCGCCACGGGGCGCAUGGGGCGACGGGGACCCGGCCACGCCCGCCGCCUUAGGUGUUGGCAGUCCGAGGCACAAAGGGGCGCAUCCAGAGUGUGGGACGACGUUCCAGCAGCCCCGCAACCCUUUAAGGAGCGCGCGACAGCUCGGGGCUGACCUGCUGGCCAAGCUUCGCCGCCCUUAUUCGAGUGUCAAAUUGUUUUUCAGCGUGACACCUGGCCAACCUUCUCACCUAACAGAAACUUUACAGAUUCGCUUUACAGCCUUGCCCGCGUUCUGUAAGUUUGGCCUCGUGGUUUUCUAGAGAUAACCUUCUGGGCUUGGGGGCACCUUUAACAAAGCCUUAAGUUUUGAAAUUGAGAUUUAAAUUUUCCUGCUGUUUGUGUUUAGAAGAUAAGCUCAGAAGAAAGGGGGUGUUAGUCCUUCCCAUUUGAAUUUUCUCAGUGUCUUUGGUAGCUACGUUGUUUUCUUUUCUAAUCUGGUGUCCUUGGCAGUAUCCCUUGGUUUCCAUGAGCCUCCUUUUUCCCCAAGGGACUCACCUUGAUGGUCAUAGCCCUUCUUCCUUGAUGACGUGACAGGACCUGGGGGACUUGUCCUCAGCCUCUUGGCUAUUUUGAGACUACUUUUGCUGUGACUGGUUUUGACAAAUUAGAAGCCUCAGUAAACGCUAAAUAGGAAAGAGAUGACUUGAGGAGCAGGAGAAAUACAGGUUUAAAAGUGGGGUGUUUUUAUUUGUUUAGUCAACACUUGUGGGGUGCUUACUGUAUACCAGGCCUUAUUCUGAGGGCUUUGCAGGUCUUAGUUCAUUUACUUUCUCGUGGUGGUUAUUGUCAUCCACAUUUUAUCAAUCAGGGCACAGGUAUAGGGAGGCUGAGUGCCCACUGCUAAGGUAGAGUCCAGACAGCGGCUCUGCCCCGACAGUGACUUCUGGGUGGGACAAUGGGCUGGGCGGAGUCAAGCGUUGUGGCUCAGAUGCACAUGCUGGCAGCCCAAGGGCCUCUGCGGACCCUGGCUUUAUGGAGCUUAAGUGUGAUGAGUGUAGUCACUGUUCCUGAAGGUGCCUUGGCGUCAACAUUCAUCCAGUUGUUUGCACUUUGCACCCACCCCCUAUUAAAGCUCCCCGAAGUCUCCAGGCAAAAGUGUGUGUUGGAGCACUGCUUCCAAACCUCAGACCAGAAAGACUGCAUCCCGGGGCAGAAAAUCUGCCUGCUGACCUUUGGAGAUGGGUCUUCACCUUAGGCUGUCACCUGAUUUGACCUGGUAGGGCUCGCAGUCCGUGUACUCACCUUGCUGUUUUGUCCGUAAAUAUACAUACCCGGGGCUCUUUUACUGGUGUCCUGAGAGGGCAUGAGAGGUCCGUGUUCUGCACUCUGUGUCCACAGCACGUGCUCAUGCUCAGAGCAUGGAGAAAAGCCAGGGGUUCCUUGGAAGUGUGCAAGGUAGUCAGAGAGCAAGAAGUAUAGUCUUGUCCUUAGCGUAUGUUUGGAUAGGAGCCUGCCCGGCAAACUCCUACUCUGCCUUCAAGGCCCCACUGAAAUGUCCCCUCGUCAUGCCCCCUUGAGUCAUGUGGUGAGUAUAGCACUUUGACACAUCACUUGGGCUCCCAGGUUUUCGUGUCGCUGACCUGUUCUUGUUGUCUUCCCAGGUUGGCACAGUGUCCGGCAUAGUCAGUGUCUGGUACACGCUGGAGCAUCUGUGACACUGGUUCCAUUAGUGCAAGUGUUUGGGAUAGGCAGUUGUAUUCGCUUCCUGUGGCUGCCAUAACAGAUUACCACAAACGGGGUAGUUUAAAACAGCAGAAAUUAAUUUUCUUACAGUUCCAGUGGGCAGAAGUCCGAAGUCACAGUGUUGGCAGGGUUGGUUCCUUCCUGGGGUUCCGAGGGAGGAUCUGUUCCAGGCUUUCCUCUGAGCUUCUGGGGUUUGCUGGCAGCCCUUGGAGCUCCUCGUCUCUCAGACGCGUCCCCCCCACCUCUGCCUCCAUCUUCGUGUGGCCCCUCUUCCUGUGUGUGUCUCUGUGUCCAAUUUCCCUUUUCUCAUAAGGACACCAGUCACAAGAUUUAGGGCCCACCCAAAUCCGUGUGACCUCAAAUGUAAGUUGAUUACAUUUGCAAAGACCCUAUUUCCAAAUAAGGCCCUGAUCACAGACACUGGGAGUUAGGACUUGAACGUAUCAUUUUGAGGGACACAGUUCAACUCAUAAAAGAGGAUGCGUGGGGGAGGGGUGUACCAGACAAGGAGAACCAAGGAGCAGGGGUAGGAAGGGUCUCAAAGACUGAGGAAGUCUUGGGUGGUCCUGCCUUUGGUCUGCAGGGAGCAGGUACAGGCGCCAAAAGCGGCGGGGCUGGGAGAGCCAGCCUGAUCUGGGGCACCUGGGCUGCGUGCUCAGGUGGUUUUGCUUGUGGUGACCAAGCAUAGCAUUAGUGCAGGUGCGACGCAGGUGAGAACCACAGGGGACGUGACUUUGCCAGAGGUCCUGAGGUGGAGGUGAGCCGUGUCUCAGCAAACUCCAGUGGCCCUGUAGCUGGCCAGCUGGCCUGCAGGCCAGAACCCGCCCUGCACUGCUCUCCCUGGUUUGGGACCAGAGGCCGUGCUCCAGACGCCACCGGUGGGGGUGGGGCUGCCACCAUCUCCGCGGGCCGCACAGCUGGGCUGGGGCACGUUGGAGGGGCCCCCGGGAGCGGGCCUCGGCUGCCGUGUGGGGCCUCGUUGCCGCGUAGCACAUAGUAGUUGCUUAAUAAAUGUAAGUUUUAUCAUUACUGUUUGUAUUGGUUUCCUUAAUUUGUUUCCUUGGCCGGAGAGCGGGAAUGGUGGCUUGUCCCUCUGUACCCCCAGCACCUCGUGCAGGGGGAGACAGGCUCCACAGGAGCUGUGGGACAGGUGGGCAGCUGGUAUGGGCCUGGCACGGGAGAGUGAGACCAACAGGGCGGCGGCCUGGUCCCCGUGUCCUCUGUGCCCAGGGGCAGGGGCGGGCGCACAGGGGUAAGGGAUGGCCAUCUGGGUUGCAGGGGGAUGCCCUGUGCUCUCUCAGACCUGAAACUUCUCUUAUAGAAUGUGGGACAGGGGCUUGCCUGGUGGCGCAGUGGUUAAGACUCCUCGCUCCCAGUGCAGGGGGCCCGGCUUCGAGCCCUGGUCCGGGAACUAGACCCCGCAUGCAUGCUGCAACUAAGGAGCCCACGUGCUGAGACUAAGGAGCCUGCCUGCCGCAACUAAGACCCGGAGCGACCAAAUAAAUAUUAAAAAAAAAAAAAAGAAUGUGUAGGCUAAUUUGUAAGGGAGGUAAAUUGGCCGUUUAAAAUAUUAGAGCUGCCUUCACAGUUGAGGAUGGCCUGGGGACUCUGAGACUCCCACGAACUUGGCUAAUUAAUCAUUUCUGAAAGCGCUUUCUCCCCAGUGAGCAGAACCUGGGAAGGGUCUCCGGGAAUGGCAGUGAUCGUGUCCCUUCACUCUGGUCCUUGGGGCCAGCCCUGGGGAGGGGCGGGGAUGGGACCCGGGCCAGGGUGCUGCCCCUGAGCAUACUUGAACCUGCCCCAUGGAGGCUCUGAGUGCAGUCCCUGUGGGUGGGGAAGUGUAUUCUCCGGGAGGGAACAGCCACCGCCAGGCCUCUGUCCCCUCUGCCCAGUGAAACUGGGCACAGAGCCCUCCUGCAGGCGCUGCUCCAACGCAGGUGUUGCCCUGGGUGCCCUCUGGUGGACGAUGGAAGCACCUGGGUAAAGUCCACCCAUCCCUUCCUAAAGCAGUCGCCUGCCUCUUCCAGGGCUGUAUCUGUCUUCCAGAGUCUGGAGGCGGAGGGAGGGGCCACAGUCAGGGGCCCUGUGACACUCACUCGAGGUGUCCCCACUGCCCGGCCCUCUGCCCCUAGCCUGUUCCCUGGGCCAGUGGUCAGGGCCUGGGCACCGGCCUCUGUGCUGGGAGUCCCCUGCGAUCCCCGGGAGCCCCACCCCCGGAGUGAGGGGGGCCAGGUGCUGACGUGCCCAAGUCGCAGGACCUGGGCAGAGUCGGGCCAGCCUGGACCUCCUGCUCUGUGGCGGGCACCACGACUGUGCACCCUGCCGCGUGAACGUGACGGGAGUCAAAAGGCUCCAGGGAGAAGGUGCUAGAUGUUUGUGCCGCGAAGGCUCCUGAAACGUGGUCCCGGGCCCGAGCAGAUGGGCGAUUGCACCGGGGCUGCUCGGGGUUCUCUUUGUUGCAGGGGUGGAGGAUGGGCAGUGGGCCCUGGGAUGGGGUGAGGGGGGAGUCCCGUGGAGCUGGGGGUGUGUGGUUUCCUGGGUUCAGACUCUCAUUCAGCUGUAACAGUGCACAGCCCAGCCCCUGCUGGGCCUCAGGUUCCUUGUUUUAAGGAGGAUGACGUCGUGGUUAGACGUGAUCACCUGGCACAGGAAGGCACGUGACCUUGCAAGUGACGGUCUCAGCCUUUUGAUUGGACCCUUGACUGGAAGUGAUGAGUGGAUUCUGAAGGGGAGGAGAUUCCAAACCACAGGAAGCCACCUGGAGUCCAGGGUCGAGGCAGAGGGAGCUGCGCUCACGGGGGCGGAGUGGUGGUGACUGAGACAGGAGGUGGCCCCAAGUCGCUUGAGGAAGGUGAACAUGUGUUUGCAGUUGUGUCCACGUUAACGUGUCUUAUCGCGUCCUUAGAGUCUUUGGAAGUUGAACACGUGUGUCAGACACAGGUAGGACCACGAGGCGGGGGCCAGCCCUUCCCAGGGACACCAUGGGAGUAACGUUUGGGGUUUUUUGAAACCCACACACCUGAUUCACGGAUUCUCCAAUCAGGUAAAUAUGUUUGAAGGGGUCCUGUCAGCGUCCAUCAGCAGAGUCUGCGGUGCAGUUCGUGCGUCCCCUGCAGUGGUGGCUGCCCGUGUGCUGGGGAGAAGAAGCCCUGAUCAAUUAGCAGCGUCGGUCCUGAGAGCUGCGGUGGGAAGAAGGGUUCAGCCACCUGGUGAUGCUCACCCAGCUCUCCAGCUGGCCCCGGGCUUGUCCCGCUCAUGCCUCGGGUGGUUCCCAAGACUGAUCUCACGUGGAGUCCACCCCAUGUGUGGGGGGCAUGCACUGUGGCCUUGUUUGUAGCUACAGAAGCCAGAGACUGACUGAGUACCACGUGUUUGUUUGUUCCGUGGAAUUCUCUGGAGCCUAGGAAACAAUGAGGGGGGCAUCUUUGUGGCUGAAACGGGACAGUCUCCAAGAUAUCAGGGAGACUGGGAGACCAGCGGGACGGGAAUGUUCCCUGUGUGCACGCAGCGGGGACGGGGGGCAGGGGAUGCUUCCAGAGCUAUCCGAGGUCGGCUGGAAUGGCAGCCGAGGGUGGGAGGUGCAAGGCCCACCCUUCCCUUGGGGCUGCCUGGACUUCAGCCCAUCCAUGAACCUCUUCCCACUUAAAGGGCAGCAACUUUGUUAAUUACAAAAACAGCCACAGGGAGGUUGUGAAGGGUCUUUCUGCCCAUUGUGGGGUGACCUGAGCCCCCCUCAGCGGCAAGCCUCAGGGCUUCCAGGCCCCUCUGUGGCCCCUAUUCCAGGGUCGUCGUGAGGGACCACUCCCCCUUCAGAGAUCCUCACCCAGGUUCCCCCGGUGGCCCCAGCCCAGCUCUUUGUGGUCUCUAGGACCCCCAGUCCCUCGCCCUCCCAGUUCCCUGUCAUCCUCGCUCCCUCACCCACCCAGUCCGGACCCCACGUGUGGCGCCCACAGCCCCAGACAUGUCCCCUGAGCCGGGCCCUGCGUCCUCGCCUGCGUGUCCUCACGGCCAGGCAGGCCCACGGGCAGCGGAGCUCCCACGUCAGUCAUCGGUUCCUUCACAGCCGAGUCCAGCCCCUUGUAAAGCCUGUGGUUGAUCGUCACAGAAACAGCAGCCAAGGAGGGACACCCCCCGGGUCUGCACUGUGUUCCCGCCCCCACGGGGAGGCUUGGUGUGAGGCCCGUGCCUUCAGGUGCCCUCUCGGAGCCCUGAGACCACCAGGGUGACCACAUGCAGAAGGCCCCGAACUGACCCCAGCGCUGAGCCCACGUGAGACCCGCAGCAGACCCACCCUGACAGCCCAGAAUCACAAGAACUAAGGAACUGUCGCUUUCACCACGGCACGUGGGGAUGUUUAUGAUGCAGCGGCGGGUAACAGAGGCGCCCGUGUGUGUUGUGACCUUGGUCCCAUCAGCCUCUGCAGUCAUCCCAGGCUCAGGUUCAGAAAGUCACCCUCUUUGCUGGGCACAGGACUCCCUGUCCCCCAGCUGCCCCACCGUUCCCCGUCUCCGACGUGCCACACCCUCUUCUCCAGGUUCCUGGAACUUUGUCUCCGUUUUUGGACGUGCCCUGCUCCACCAGGCCUUUUACCUGUGCUGUCCCCUCCACCUGGGCUGCCCUUCCUCUCAACUCCACCGGCACGUUCCCGGUCAGCUUUCCAGCCAUGGCCCAGAUGCUAUCCCUGGGUGCCCACCGGGGUGUCCGCUGCUAAAAUCAUGAUCGACACGCUGCCGCCUUGGGGCACCAAGCAGACGUGUGCCCACGGCCGUCUCUCCCCAGCUCUGGCCGCCUGCUGCCUGCUCCGCCGUGAGCAUGAGUGGGGUCUGGCCGCCUCUCCAUCGUGCUCGCCUGGGCCUAGGACAGGCCUUCAGAGACGGGGAUCUCACCACCACUCGGCGGCUGUGGCCUUCGAUGCUGAGCUCCAGCUCCUCCAGAUGAUGUGGCCACCGUCUCUACUCUCUGCCCCCAGCAUCCUCGCCUCCGGAGGCCCUGGGCCACGCCUGGCACUUGGGUUUCAGCCCUCCGGCUUCAGAGCCUUUCUCUGCGACAUCACCUGCCCCGUCACCCCUGAAUCUAUAGAAAAUCAGGCUUCCCAAGAGGGCAGAGAGUGAGGGAUGUGCCUUCUGUGCAGGAAUACACAGAAUCACGUGUGAGGAAGCUCAGGAGACACAGCAAUAAGUACGUGAAGAAGCAGAUCGCUAAUCUUCCCGUCAGUUAAGUGGUGACUUUAUUUUUCAGCUGUGUACUAGGGAUACACAUUUUUAGACACACACCAGGGAGAGAGAAGAGUAGGUAAGCCCCUGGACCCACCCAGCCCCGGCAAUCCCAGACGCUUGAGAAUCAUCUCUUACACAAUGUUGUAAAGCAGCUAUACUCCAAUGUUAAAGAAAUAGAAAAAAGGAAAAAAUUUAAAAGAUCAAAAAAAGAAACUUUAAAAAAAUAAUAAAAAUAAAAUCACCUUUUAAAUGAUAACAGUAACAAAUGCUUCUCUUAGAAAUUUCAGUGAACACAAAGGCAUGUAAGAAAUAAGAUCUAUAUUCUAAUCUCCAAUCUGGAGAGAGCCAGGGUUUCCCUCCUGUCACCUAUUUCUUGUUUCUAGGUUAGAUUAGAUUACUCAGCAAAACCCUGCCUGCACAUAAAGAAUCAAAUAGUGCUGUGGAGCUUGUAUUAAAAAUUAGGGGUCAUUCUUUCACCCCUGUGCUGUUUCCCACCUCCCAGCAGCACCCUCUGGCUCUCAUCAUUGCUAAACCAAGUGGCUACUUCUGGAAUGCUUUUAGCUUUAAGCAUUGUCUGUUGACUUAAUGCACUCAGACUAUGAUAACAGAAUACCAUGGACAUUCAUUAGUCACAGCCAGGCGGCUGCAAGUCUGAGACCAAGGUGGUGGCAGAGUUGAUUCCCAGCGAGGACCUGCUCCCUGGCUUGCAGACUGUCAUCGUCUCGCUGUCUUCACACAGCAGACAGAGGAUGCUCUGGUGUUGUCUCCUUCUCACAAAGGCAGUGAUCUCCUGAUGGGGGCUCUACCCCCAUGACCUCAUCUAAACCUAAUUACCUCCCAAAGGCCCCACGUCCGGGUGCCAUCACAUUGGGAGUUAGGGCUUCAACAUAGGAGUUUUGGUGGGACAGCAGAUACUCAGUCCAUAACAUUUGCUGGCCUCACAUGAUGAUGAUGGAAAAGGGGGACUUGGCUCAUUUGCAUGCCCCUCCCCCACCACACACCUGUGCUCCCGUUGCCCCAGUAUGGCUUCCUGGUGGUUGGGAUUAGAUUCACCUCUGGCUGUGAUGAUGAAACCGUUGUUCCAUGCAGGAUCACAUGCUCAUUUUUCCUGCCCAGUCUUGUCUUUUCCCUGCAGUUGGCAAUCUCACUUUUUUUAAAAAAAUAAAUUUAUUUAUUUAUCUUUGGCUGCUUUGUUUCUUCAUUGCUGCGCAUGGGCUUUCUCUAGUUGCGGCGAGCAGGGGCUACUCUUUGUUGUGGUGCACAGGCUUCUCAUUGCAGUGGCUUCUCUUGUUGCGGAGCACGGUCUUUAGGUGCAUGGGCUUCAGUAGUUGUGGCACGCGGGCUCAGUAGUUGUGGCUUGCGGGCUCUAGAGCGCAGGCUCAGUAGUUGCAGCACACGGGCUUAGUUGCUCCGCGGCAUGUGGGAUCUUCCCGGACCAGGGAUCGAACCCGUGUCCCCUGCACUGGCAGGCGGAUUCUUAACCACUGCGCCACCAGGGAAGACCCCUCACUUUAUUUUUAAUCACUUCUCACUAGUUUAUCCCAGACUUUCUUCCAGCCAUGGAAGCCUCCUCAGCUCAGGUAGUCUGUCAGUCUUUCUCCUCUGAAAGACACCUUUAGUCAGGUUAUUCUUUUCAGAAAGUCCCCGUCAGAAUUGGCUAAUCCUUCCUCAGGAAAUCUCUCUCAGGAUGGGGUCAUCCCUCCUCAGAAACUGCCUCUCAGGAUCAGGUCAUCACUCCUCAGAAUCUCCCCCACAGGAUCGGGUCAGGACUUUUCUGAAAGUCUCCCUCAGUGUCAGGUCAUUCUCUUCAGGAAGUCUCCCUGGGGAUUGGGUAAUCCCUCUCAGAAAGUCUUUCCAAGGAUAGGGUUGUCCCUCCUUAGGAAGCCUCUGACUGAUCUGGGCCAUCCAUCUUCAGGAAGUCUCCCUCAGGAUCGGGUCAUUCUUCCUCAGAAAGUCUCCCUCAGGAUCAGGUCAUUCUUCCUCAGAAAGUCUCCCUCAGGAUCGGGUCAUUCUUCCUCAGAAAGUCUCCCUCAGGAUCAGGUCAUUCUUCCUCAGGAAGUCUCCCUCAGGAUUGGGUCAUUCUUCCUCAGAAAGUCUCCCUCAGGAUCAGGUCAUUCUUCCUCAGAAAGUCUCCCUCAGGGUCAGGUCAUUCUUCCUCAGGAAGUCUCCCUCAGGAUCAGGUCAUUCUUCCUCAGGAAGUCUCCUCAGAAUCAGGUCAUUUUCCCCCAGAAAGUCUCCCUCAGGGUCAGGUCACCCCCUGCAGAAGUCUCCUUCGAGAUCGGUUCACCCCUCCUCAGAAAGUCCCCUCAGAUUUGCACCAUCCCUCCUCAGGAGUCUCUCUCAGGAUCAGCUCAUCACUCCUUCGAAAGUCUCCCUCAGGAUCAGGGUAUCUCCCCUCAUGAAGUCUCUCUCAGGUCCUGUUAUCCCUCCUCAGUGUCUCCCUUAGGCUCCUGUCAUCCCUCCUCUGGAAGUCCCUCGAGGAUUUGGUCGUCACUCAGGGGUUCCUGCUUUUGAUCCUGUCGUCGCUUCUAUAGAGGCUCCCUUGCAAUUGGGCCAUUGCUCCUUUGCUGCCCGAAGCUUCUAUCCUGUGUGGAGGUGCUCAGUACUGUGCUUUUCACUCCAUUCAUUUUUAGGACCUUGCUGUGCCCCAGUGUGUUUGUCAAGCUGGGUCCUUUGAGAACCUUUCCAUCUGGACAUUCACAUCCUUCAAUUUCUGAGGGAAAGUCUUGAACAAUUAUUUUUGUUUUUUAUAAAUUUUAUUUAUUUAUUUAAUUUUUUGGGCUGCGUCGGGUCUUAGUUGUGGCAUGCAGGACCUUUCAUUGUGGCAUGGGUUCUUCGUUGUGGUGCACGGGCUGCUCUCUAGUUGUGGUGUGCAGAUUUUUUUUCUCUCUAGUUGUAGCAUGUGGGUUUUCUCUUCUCUGGUUAUGGUGCACGGGCUCCAGAGGGCAUGGACUCUGUAGUUUGCGGCACGUGGGCUCUCUAGUUGAGGCACGUGGGCUUAGUAGCCCCACGGCAUGUGGGAUCUUAGUUCCCAGACCAGGGGUCGAACCCGCGUCCCCUGCAUUGGAAGGCGGAUCCUUUACCACUGGACCGCCAGGGAAGUCCUUUGAACAAUUAUUUUUGGAUGCAUUUCUUCCUUCCUGUCUUUCUGAAAGUCCUAGAAGAAUUGUUUUUGGCCAUUUGGAUUGUCCUUCAAUUUCAUCACCCUUUCUGUUUUCUACAUUGGUCUUUUGCUCUGCUGUCUAGGAGUUUUCUACUACUUCAUGUUCCAACUCUUCUGUCGAUUUUUUUGUUGUGGUCAAUGUAUUUUAAAUACCCCAGAGCUCUUUUUGUUCUUUGUUCUGUUUAAUAGUGUGUUAUUUUAAAAAAAAUAGAUCCAAUAACUUCUUUUAUCUUUGAGGAUAUUAAUAAUAGUUGGGUUAUCUUUCUUUUUGUAUUUUAAGUUUCCUUCUUGCAUAAUCUUCGUCUCCUCCAGCUUUUGGCCUCUGUCGCUGGUUUUGUUGGAUCUAAUUUACAGGCUUCCGGGAAACGCUGGUGCGGGUCACCCAUCUGAGGUCUUGGCUAGAGGUGUCCCCCUGCUGUCGAUGUCUGGUACUUUCCUCCUGGGCUGGUCAUUUUCCCUGAAUCCCCCCUUGGGGACUCCUGCCAGGUAGCUGUGGGGAAGGUCCCAGAGCCUCAGCCCUCCCAAGCCUGGUGAGUCCCCAGUGUGGGUCUGCGUCACAUCCGGCACCUGGGUUCUGCUAAUUCAGUUCUUGCUCUUCCAGUUGCUUCCGCUUCUAGAAUCCUGCUGCCUGCGCAGCUGUUUCAGCUGUGUUCACUUGGUCCUGGUGAAGGGUUACUGUCUUCACCCCUUUCCCACCAGCCAGGUCUGGGAGGGUUUGGACCUCAGCGCACACCCAGCCCGCCAUCCUCCCCGCAAUGUGUCCUGGUCUUUUUUCCAUAACUUCACUGAGAUGAAGUUAUGGAAAACUUCAUCUCAGUGAAGUUAGUACCUUGCUUAAAAAAAAAUAUCCUAACAGUGUAACAUUUUUCUCCGGCUUGUAAAAACUACAAAGACGUUUGUAAUGUCCGGUUAACGACUCAUCCUGUGGUUUCCUGUCAUUGCUUAAGUCGUCCCGUCACUGAGCAUUUGGCGUCCCCCCUCUUUCGAGCUGACACGAAUGACGCUGAAAUGGACACCCGUGCGUGCAGAGUGUGUGGCCUCGGGAGAGGAUUCCUGCCGGGCAUCGGGAGGCCAGGAGAUGCUGGACGAGAACCACCACCUGAUCCAGUGCAUCCUGGACUAUCAGAGCAAGGGCAAGACGGCCGAGUGCACCCAGUACCAGCAGAUCCUGCACCGGAACCUGGUCUACCUGGCCACGAUCGCGGAUUCUAACCAGAACAUGCAGUCCCUGCUGCCCGCCCCGCCAACCCAGAGCCUGGCGCUGGGCCCCGGAGGGCUGUCGCAGAGCGGCUCGGGCCAGGGCCUGCACUCGCAGGGCAGCCUCAGCGACGCCAUCAGCGCGGGCCUGCCGCCACCCUCCCUCAUGCAGGCCCAGAUCGGCAACGGUCCAAACCACGUGACUCUGCAGCAGACGGCGCAGAGCACGCUGCCCACCACCUCCAUGAGCAUGUCCGGCAGCAGCCACGGCUCGGGGCCCGGCUACAGCCACUCGGGACCGGCCUCGCAGAGCAUCCCCCUGCAGGGCCAGGGCGCCAUCAGCAGCUACGUGUCCCGGGCCAACAUCAACAUGCAGUCCAACCCAGUGUCCAUGAUGCACCAGCAGGCAGCCUCGUCCCACUACAGCGCGGCCCAGGGCGGGAGCCAGCACUACCAGGGCCAGUCCAUGGCCAUGAUGGGCCAGAGCGGGCAGGCGGGCAGCAUGAUGGGGCAGCGGCCCAUGGCGCCCUACCGGCCCUCCCAGCAAGGCUCGUCCCAGCAGUACCUGGGCCAGGAGGAGUACUACGGCGGCGAGCAGUACGGCCAUGGCCAGGCCGCCUCGGAGCCCAUGAGCCAGCAGUACUACCCGGACGGACAUGGCGAUUACGCCUACCAGCCGGCGUCCUACACGGAGCAGAGCUAUGACCGGUCGUUUGAGGAGUCCACGCAGCACUACUACGAGGGCGGAAACUCACAGUACAGCCAGCAGCAGGCGGGGUACCAGCAGGGCACAGCCCAGCAGCAGACGUACUCCCAGCAGCAGUACCCCAACCAGCAGAGCUACCCUGGGCAGCAGCAAGGCUAUGGGCCUGCCCAGGGCGCCCCCUCGCAGUACUCCAGCUACCAGCAGGGACAAGGCCAGCAGUAUGGAAGCUACCGAGCGUCUCAGACGGGCCCGUCCGCCCAGCAGCAGCGGCCUUACGGCUACGAGCAGGCAAGCCUUCUGCCCGUUUCCAGACUCGCAGCCCCCGCGUGCGUCAGACGUGACGAAGGUUUCCCUGGUCGUCAAGAGAAACAAUAACACAGGGUGAACUGGCACCCAAUGUCCCUCCAGAACGUUUAUUCUCUGAGCCUGUAAGGUUUUUAAAAAUUACGUCUUCGGUCAGACACAGCUGGCUCUGUGUCCUUGUCCUUUCACGCCUUGGGUGUUCCCCGCACGCCUAGCAGCGGCGGGCGUCUGGUGCGCGCUCGGGGGCCCCGGCGACGAGGCAGAUUCCAGAGCUUGUAUCUCGCCUGACACAGCCGGGCGCUGUUGGCGCCGGGAUGGAGCAGCGGCAGGUAGUUCUGAGAAGAGGACCCAGAGGGCAAAGGGACAGAACGACGGGGGGCAGGGCUGGCGUAGACCAGGUCGGGGAGGCCCUCUCGGGCGACAGCGAGGCCAUCAGACCUGAGCAGAGCCGCUCAGGCUCCCAGGACGGCAGGGAGGCCUCGCCCCCCUGACGAGGAUCUGCUCUGCGUGGGGUGGGGCCCUGGAGGCCGUCGGAGCCUUUGGUGACAGCACGGUGGCUGCUGGAGAGAGGUGAGAGGCUCCGGGACUCUAGGUGCUCUCAGAGGUAGUGCCAGCGGGAUUUGCUGGUGGGCUGGACGUGGGGCGUGUAGGAGAGGCAGGUCGGGGCGGCCCCAGGGAUUUCAGCCUGGGCUGCUUGAGGCAGUUGCCGCUUCUCGGGGUGCAGAGGGCUGUGGAGAGGAAAUCAAGCUUAAUUUCAGAUGCCUCUGACUUCCACCUGGAGGCGUGGAGGAGAAGGGCGGUAGAUGAUGGAUGUCGGCCCCUCCUGGUGGGAGAGAAACCCAUGAGGGGUGAAUGUAAGUGUCCGGGGGCCUCUCAGCGGAGGUGCCACGGGGCCAGGACAUGAGGAGGAGGGUGAGCCAGCCUCGGGACGCAGCCGUGCAGAGGUCCUGAGGCGGCCAGGUAUGUCUCAUGCGAGUCGGUCAGGAGGAGCCUUGGCGUCUGCAGCUCAGGGCAGGAGCAGGGCAGCGGGGCAGGAGGAGACUUAUCCUGGGCAUCUUUGGAGCCUCCUUUGAAGAGAGCCCCUUGCAGGGGCUCAUUGUGCAUCGGUGGCCUUUUGUGCUGGGUCAUAGGCACUAAUGACCGUUUACACGGCUAAUGAAACCUCAAGGCACCACAGGGAUGACGGGUGUUUUUCUCAGGUACCUGAAUAGGAAGGUCCUGUAUUUUAUUCUUUUAGAUGCUUCUCACCCUGCUCUCUAAAGAGAGAUCAUGAACCAGUCAUACUUAGAGGAUGAGUUUUCAACACGAGUAAACAAGCCCAGGGCAGGGUAAUUAAGGAGGAAACCUUUUUGACCUUGAAGAGAGCAGUGUGGAAUGUUCCCGAGUGUGCCGGAAGUGGUGCCAAUGUCGUUUGUGGCUGAGGGAGCCCGUCACAGACCUGUUCACAGCAGGCUCAGGGUGGGGACGUGACUUGAGGCACCUGGACCAGGCCCAGCACAGUGAGCUGCUGUGUGACUGGGUGAACCAGCCUCUUCCACCCUCUGACCUAAAUCAGUCGCUGCAGCCUGGAGAGUGGCUUCUGGACGGCCGCUUAUCUGCCUGCCUCGUGGAAACAGGCAGAGGCUGUUUGGUCGCUUGCCUUUUAUGUUCCCUCCACCUCUCAUCCUGGGUGUUGGCGGGGGGGCGGGAGUCUGUCUUACCCUUGGGCGUGGACCCUCUUAUGCAGGACUGUUGGGGUGUAAUCUGUGUCUUGGUCUCUUGCAGGGCCAGUACGGAAAUUACCAGCAGUAAAGGACAAACAUUCUUAUGGAGGCUUGCAGCGGCAUGUCUGUCUGGGAUGGACAGGCCAGUGACAGUUCUGAUGAGCUGUGACCUGCGGGCUGCCCCUUCACCCCACGCAGCGUCUGCAUGUGAAGCGUGCACAUUUCACGUGGGGUAGGACGCCGAGCGUGCACCGCCGGUGCAAGACAGCGCUUUGAUGGUGUGACAUACUUGGUGCUGUGUAUAGUGUUGUGCGUCCAUACGCGGAGAGGUUGUCCCUUUUUGUCCGCCUCCCCCCCGCCGUGUUUCUAGCUAGCUUUAGGGGUCCUUUUGUCAUCUGAGUGUUCUGUGCCCAGUGAUGGGACACCUACAAGAGGCCAUAGUCCACGUACUUGUAUAAACAGACCUUAGGGCUGACACUCCUCCUGCACUGUCGCACCGUGGGUUGUAAACUUGUCUUUCACUGUCCGCACCGCAGCUGGACACGUGUGCACAGCCCCUGGAUGGCAGCCUCUUCCUGUGCCUCGAUGGGGGGGUGGGGGGGGUGGGAGGCAUCUUCUGUGAUUUGCGUCAGUUUCUGUUACACGAUGGAAAGGAUGACUAAGCCUCAUUUGGAGAUGCUGUGAACCGUUAUUUUCAGAGCUCACUCGUUACCUGUGUCUCUCACCAAUUGUGUUUAUCCAAAAAGUUAUAUGUUUUUGUAUUAAAAAGUAAAGAGGGAUCAAUGACUAUGUUCUAAAUAAAUAGGAAUCCAUGAAGGCAAUGAAUGAUUAGCCUUACCCAGGGAGAGUGGUAUUGCUGAAAGAAAGAGAAGGUAGUCUCUGGAAUUACUUUGGCUUUGGCCCUUGUUUAUCUGAUGGUCAUUUCUGGAAUUUUAAUAUUUAAUAUGCCCAAUUCCAAAGUUAUAAUUUAAAAUAUUGACACCAAAUUUUCCAAACUGUUGGCAAGUUGUUUAUUUUAUACCACUUUUUCCAGGACCUACUUAUUCAGAUCUCCAAGCAAGCGUUCCUUUUCUUUUAGGGAUAUCUGAAAUUCACAUCUUAUUUUUAUUUUUUUAAUUUUUUUAUUUUUAUUUAUUUAUUUUUUUGCGGUACGCAAGCAUGUGGGAUCUUCCUGGACCGGGGCACGAACCCGUGUCCCCUGCAUCGGCAGGCAGACUCUCAAUCACUGCGCCACCAGGGAAGCCCCACAUCUUAUUUUUAAAAAGAACACCACUGAUUCUACUGUGUUCUUCCUAAUGAGAAGGAAAGCUCUUAUGGAGAGAAAUUUGAGUCAUUUUUACAUUCCUAGGACAUUAAAUGCCAUUUAAAUUCUGUGCAGACAUUAAAGACAGCUCAUGUGGAAAAGUCAGGUCAAAGGAAAAAUUCUACAUUUCACUAAUAAGUCAUAAGGACAUUUUAUCAACUCUUACCUGGAUAACAAUAUCCAUAUUUAUUAUGACCGCUUUAAAAACAUCUUUGGAUAAAUGCUGACAUAUUUCCAAGACAACCAAGAAAAUAAAAAUAUAUCCAGUUCUUCAUAUAUCAGGUUUACUGAAGGUGAUGUUUUAUUAAGUCUUAAAUUGCAAGUAGUUCUUUAUCCAGAAUUGAAUACUUUACAGUGUAUAAGACAUCUUCGACGUGUUUUUACUGGAAUGAAUUCCCAGUCCACACUGGGAAUAUGGUGGCGAUUACUUGUUGCUGUUUUGCAGAUGAAGCACUACGGCUCAGAGGAAAGAAGGGGCGGGUCGAGUACAAGUCCUGUUCUAGGACCUUCUCCCCUCCUCUGUGGAGACAGAAUCACACAUGCAUUGGGAUAGAAGUGUUUAUUUUGUAGACAUACGGGUUUUUAGAAACCCUUAACACUGGUAAGGGCUUAAAAAUACAUCUCUGUAUUAAAUUACUGAAAUGAGAGUCCUUAACCGCUAAAUGACACAGACAUUAGUAAUUUCAUUUAGGGAGUCAUUUCCCUUGAUUUUGUCCUGUUCUUUCCUGACAAUUUUCAUAGAAUUUGCAAACUCAGUCGGGGAUUAAAUUUUCCCGUUGAAAAUGUUAAGCAUUUCAGAGAACUGUGAAAAUAGUUUAUUUUUAUUCCUUGCCAAUCUGGGAAUAUGCCUUUUAUGUGUGUGUAUGUGUGUUUGUUUUUUUUAAGUGCUGUAUUAAUACUUUUUGAAGGAAAAGGACACUUAAAAAAACUUAUCCCGAAACUUCAAUCUGAAAUGUCUUACAUUAAGAAUUUCUUGAAUGUUGUGUAUAUAUUUUUAAAAGCACUUUGUGAAAUAGUUUGUACAUCUAUUUCCUAAUUUAUACAUGAUUGUCGGUGUUCAUAUAUUUAAUGAUUAAUAACAAAAUGUUUAUUUAACGUGCUGUCCGUUUUUAUGUAAUAUUGUGGGGAAAGUGAUGCCAGCAGCUCGUUUUCGUUCACUGUUUUGUGUCUCCUCUUCCGCAACACGAAUGUCUGCAGACGCUUAGGCCCGAGAGUCGCUCGCGCGGUGCGGUGCGGUCAGUGCCGCCGAGUUGCCACGGCCGAGCCCCGGGCAGGGCGGGCCUCGAGCGGUGACCGGCGCGGCCCGCGGAGGUGCCGACAGCGCCCAGGCCGCCGGCUGGCCCCGCCGCCUCCGGCCCGAGCAUCCCUCGCGCGCCCGCAGCCGCAGCCGGGCCUCGGCGGUCCGUGCGGGGCGGCCGCUCACACUCGAACCGAGAGGAGGGCGUUUCCGUGUGACUUCCCAGCCCUGACUGACCAGGUCACGCCGUCUCGGCCGUGAGCACAGCCCGGUCCCGGACAACCAUCCUCACCCGUCCGUUUCUCUCCUCAGCCGGACUUUGGCGUCUAAGUUGUUUAUGCCUUUGUUGUAAUUAAUAAACUGGCUCUUCGAGAACCGUC
Molecule: messenger RNA, 17348 nt
Organism: Orcinus orca (killer whale)
Lineage: Eukaryota; Metazoa; Chordata; Mammalia; Artiodactyla; Delphinidae
Gene: SS18L1
Product: SS18L1 subunit of BAF chromatin remodeling complex
Exons: 10
Coding region: 11517-12797 (426 amino acids)
Biological process (GO): positive regulation of dendrite morphogenesis; positive regulation of transcription by RNA polymerase II
Cellular component (GO): nucleus
Molecular function (GO): transcription coactivator activity
Source: RefSeq, a predicted model, not a curated record